AUGGCUACCAGGACUCAAUUUGAAAACUCUAAUGAAGUUGGUGUAUUCUCAAAAUUGACAAACUCUUACUGUCUUGUCACUAUUGGAGGCUCAGAGAACUUCUACUCUGCCUUUGAGGCGGAACUUGGUGAUGCGAUCCCUAUUGUACAUACUACGAUUGCAGGGACUCGUAUUGUGGGCAGAAUGACUGCCGGUAACCGUAGAGGUUUGUUGGUUCCUACUCAAACUACUGAUCAAGAGUUGCAGCAUUUGAGAAAUAGUUUGCCAGAUUCCGUAAAAAUUCAAAGAGUUGAAGAGAGACUAUCAGCAUUGGGAAAUGUCAUAUGUUGCAACGACUAUGUUGCUUUGGUGCAUCCGGAUAUCGACAAUGAGACCGAAGAGUUGAUUGCCGAUGUUCUUGGUGUUGAAGUGUUCCGUCAGACGAUUUCCGGUAAUGUCCUCGUGGGUUCUUACUGUGCAUUGAGUAAUCAAGGUGGGUUGGUUCACCCACAAACUACUGUACAGGAUCAAGAGGAAUUGUCCUCCCUUCUACAAGUGCCAUUAGUGGCUGGUACCAUUAACCGUGGUUCCAACGUUGUUGGUGCAGGUAUGGUCGUUAACGACUAUUUAGCUGUCACUGGGUUGGACACUACUGCUCCUGAGCUAAGUGUUAUCGAAUCUAUUUUCCGUUUGCAAGAUGGUCAACCAGACUCUAUUUCUGGUAACUUGCGUGAUACCUUAAUUGAAACUUACUCUUAA
This is a messenger RNA of Eremothecium sinecaudum, 738 nucleotides long. RefSeq names its product translation initiation factor 6 (gene TIF6). Gene Ontology annotation, molecular function: ribosomal large subunit binding. Gene Ontology annotation, biological process: maturation of 5.8S rRNA; maturation of LSU-rRNA; cytosolic ribosome assembly. The record is from RefSeq and is a predicted model, not a curated record. Gene Ontology annotation, cellular component: preribosome, large subunit precursor; cytosol; nucleolus. The transcript has a single exon. Bases 1 to 738 code for a protein of 245 amino acids. NCBI's taxonomy places the organism in Eukaryota, Fungi, Ascomycota, Saccharomycetes, Saccharomycetales, Saccharomycetaceae.